Molecule: messenger RNA, 6415 nt
Organism: Haliotis rufescens (red abalone)
Lineage: Eukaryota; Metazoa; Mollusca; Gastropoda; Lepetellida; Haliotidae
Product: mucin-19-like
Exons: 5
Coding region: 123-6236 (2037 amino acids)
Source: RefSeq, a predicted model, not a curated record
CAUCAACAAAUGGACAGUAUGGAACUGUAGACUUGCAAACAUCUGGUGGACAGCAACUCACACAGGAUGUGAUAUUUAAUCAAGGAGUCAAAUCAACCAGUGGACAGUACGGAUAUAUCGAUAUGCCAACAUCUGGUGGACAACAACUAGCAUCCAAUGAAGCUGCACCAACAAAUGGACAGUACGGACAUUUCGAUACGCUAACAUCUGGUGGACAACAACUAGCAUCCAAUCAAGCUGGAUCAACAAGUGGACAGUACGGAAAUGUCGAUAUGCCAACAUCUGGUGGACAACAACUAGCAUCCAAUCAAGCUGGAUCAACAAGUGGACAGUACGGAAAUGUCGAUAUGCCAACAUCUGGUGGACAACAACUAGCGUCUAAUCAAGCUGCAUCAACCACUGGACAGUACGGACAUUUCGAUACGGUAACAUCCGGUGGACAGCCAGUAGCAUCCAAUCAAGCUGCAUCAACAAAUGGACAGUAUGGAACUGUAGACUUGCCAACAUCUGGUGGACAGCAACUCACACAGGAUGUGACAUUUGAUCAAGGAGUCACAUCAACCAGUGGACAGUACGGAUAUAUCGAUAUGCCAAAAUCUGGUGGACAACAACUAGCAUCAAAUCAAGCUGGAUCAACAAGUGGACAGUACGGAAAUUUUGAUAUGCCAACAUCUGGUGGACAACAACUAGCAUCCAAUCAAGCUGUAUCAACCAGUAGACAGUACGGAAAUGUAGAUUCGUCAACAUCUGGUGGACAACAACUAGCGUCCAAUCAAGCUGCAUCAACCACUGUGCAGUACGGAAAUUUCGAUAUGUCAACAUCUGGUGGACAACAACAAGCAUCCAAUCAAGCUGCAUCAACCAGUAGACAGUACGGAUCUGUAGACUUGCCAACAUCUGGUGGACAGCAACUCACACAGGAUGUGACAUUUGAUCAAGGAGUCACAUCAACCAGUGGACAGUACGGAUAUGUCGAUAUGCCAACAUCCGUUGGACAACAACUAGCGUCUAAUCAAGCUGCAUCAACCACUGGGCAGUACGGAAAUUUCGAUAUGCCAACAUCUGGUGGACAACAACUAGCGUCUAAUCAAGGUGCAUCAACCAGUGGACAGUUCGGAAAUGUAGAUUCGUCAACAUCUGGUGGACAACAACUAGCGUCUAAUCAAGCUGCAUCAACCACUGGACAGUACGGAAAUGUAGAUUCGUCAACAUCUGGUGGACAACAACUAGCACCAAAUCAAGCUGGAUCAACAAAUGGACAGUAUGGAACUGUAGACGUGCAAACAUCUGGUGGACAGCAACUCACACAGGAUGUGACAUUUGAUCAAGGAGUCACAUCAACCAGUGGACAGUACGGAUAUAUCGAUAUGCCAACUUCUGGUGGACAACAACUAGCAUCCAAUGAAGCUGCAUCAACCACUGGACAGUACGGACAUUUCGAUACGCUAACAUCUGGUGGACAGCCAGCAGCAUCAAAUCAAGCUGGAUCAACAAAUGGACAGUACGGAAAUUUCGAUGUGCCAACUUCUGGUGGACAACAACUAGGGUCCAAUCAAGCUGCAUCAACCACUGUGCAGUACGGAAAUUUCGAUAUGUCAACAUCUGGUGGACAACAACAAGCAUCCAAUCAAGCUGCAUCAGCCAGUGGACAGUACGGAUCUGUAGACUUGCAAACAUCUGGAGGACAGCAACUCACACAGGAUGUGACAUUUGAUCAAGGAGUCACAUCAACCAGUGGACAGUACGGAUAUAUCGAUAUGCCAACAUCCGGUGGACAACAACUAGCAUCAAAUCAAGCUGGAUCAACCACUGGACAGUACGGAAAUGUCGAUAUGCCAACUUCUGGUGGACAACAACUAGCAUCCAAUCAAGCUGCAUCAACCACUGGACAGUACGGACAUUUCGAUACGCUAACAUCUGAUGGACAGCCAGUAGCAUCAAAUCAAGCUGUAUCAACCAGUGCGCAGUACGGAAAUUUCGAUAUUUCAACAUCUGAUGGACAACAACUAGCAUCAAAUCAAGCUGCAUCAACCAGUGCGCAGUACGGAAAUUUCGAUAUGUCAACAUCUGGUGGACAACAACAAGCAUCCAAUCAAGCUGCAUCAACAAGUGGACAGUACGGAACUGUAGAUUCGUCAACAUUUGGUGGGCAGGAACAGGCAUCCAAUCAAGCUGCAUCAACCACUGGGCAGUACGGACAUUUCGAUACGCUAACAUCUGGUGGACAGCCAGCAGCAUCAAAUCAAGCUGGAUCAACAAAUGGACAGUACGGAAAUUUCGAUAUGCCAACUUCUGGUGGACAACAACUAGGGUCUAAUCAAGCUGCAUCAACCACUGUGCAGUACGGAAAUUUCGAUAUGUCAACAUCUGGUGGACAACAACAAGCAUCCAAUCAAGCUGCAUCAGCCAGUGGACAGUACGGAUCUGUAGACUUGCAAACAUCUGGAGGACAGCAACUCACACAGGAUGUGACAUUUGAUCAAGGAGUCACAUCAACCAGUGGACAGUACGGAUAUAUCGAUAUGCCAACAUCCGGUGGACAACAACUAGCAUCCAAUCAAGCUGGAUCAACCAGUGGACAGUACGGAAAUGUCGAUAUGCCAACAUCUGGUGGACAACAACUAGCGUCUAAUCAAGCUGUAUCAACCAGUGGACAGUACGGAAAUUUCGAUAUGCCAACAUCUGGUGGACAACAACUAGCAUCCAAUCAAGCUGUAUCAACCACUGGGCAGUUCGGAAAUUUCGAUACGCUAACAUCUGGUGGACAACAACUAGCAUCCAAUCAAGCUGCAUCAACAAAUGGACAGUACGGAACUGUAGACUUGCAAACAUCUAGUGGACAGCAACUCACACAGAAUGUGAUAUUUGAUCAAGGAAUCACAUCAACCACUGGGCAGUACGGAUAUAUCGAUAUGCCAACAUCUCGUGGACAACAACUAGCAUCCAAUCAAGCUGGAUCAACAAGUGGACAGUACGGACAUUUAGAUACGCUAACAUCUGGUGGACAGCAAGUAGCAUCAAAUCAAGCUGUAUCAACCACUGGACAGUACGGAAAUUUCGAUAUGCAAACAUCUGGUGGACAACAACUAGCAUCCAAUCAAGCUGUAUCAACAAGUGGACAGUACGGAAACGUAGAUUCGUCAACAUCUGGUGGACAACAACUAGCGUCCAAUCAAGCUGCAUCAACCAGUGCGCAGUACGGAAAUUUCGAUAUGCCAACAUCUGGUGGACAACAACUAGCAUCCAAUCAAGCUGGAUCAACCAGUGGACAGUACGGAACUGUAGAUUCGUCAACAUCUGGUGGGCAGGAACUAGUAUCCAAUCAAGCUGCAUCAACAAAUGGACAGUACGGAACUGUAGACUUGCCAACAUCUGGUGGACAGCAACUCACACAGAAUGUGAUAUUUGAUCAAGGAGUCACAUCAACCACUGGGCAGUACGGAUAUAUCGACAUGCCAACAUCUGGUGGACAACAACUAGCAUCCAAUCAAGCUGGAUCAACCAGUGGACAGUACGGACAUUUAGAUACGCUAACAUCUGGUGGACAGCCAGUAGCAUCAGAUCAAGCUGCAUCAACAAGUGGACAGUACGGAACUGUAGAUUUGUUAACAUCUUUUGGACAGCAACUCACACAGGAUAUGAUAUUUGAUCAAGGAGUUACAUCAACCAGUGGUCAGUACGGACAUAUCGAUAUGCCAACAUCUGGUGGACAGCAAUUAACACGGGACCUGACAUUUAAUCAAGGAGUCACAUCAUCAAAUACUCAAUAUGGGGCCACAGAUGUCACUGCUUCUGGUAGAACACAGGCGUUACAUGACCUUACACAGAGCACAACAAACCACGGACGAUCCUUCGACAAAGGAGUAGCUACAAACGGGCCAACACAACAGAAUUCUGCACAUAAGAUGCAUACGAUCACAGAAGGAACAGUUAAACAGCCAUUAGGACAUAGAUCAGAAACCAGUUCCCUUUUAGUGGGAACACCUCAACAUAUUCAGGACCAAACAAACCUGAAUCAAUAUUUUGGAGUAGGUACUAAGACUUCAGGUGUUGCCGAUCAAUUAGGCGCAGUAGAUGUUCAACAUUUGAAACACGUGGAUUUGGUUAAAGGGCAAGAACUUGUGCCAACUAUUGCUGGUGUAAAUAACUUCGUAUUUGGAAUGAAUGGUGAAGCUGGUGAAAGGCAGGAUGCCUUCUAUAACAACGUACAGUCUGGAUUAACAGGACAAGGACACAGUAACUUGAAUGGACCUUCAGACAUACCGAAUAUUCAUAAACAGCAUGGUGCUCUAGACAUGUCAUCAAACCCAGGAAUGGUAUCAUCUAUUGGUCAGUCUGUAUUACUAGAUAUGCCAUCAACUGGUAAUCAGUAUAGUAACCCUGAUUUGUCAGGGAGUCAAGGACUGUCAGCUACAAGUGGCCAGCAGGCACACGUAGAUUCAACCAGUAAUCGUGUUGAGAUGUCUCGUCAGCAAGGACCUUAUACUGCAACAAUGACAACAGUCGAACCUUCAAACAUAAUACACAGUGCUGGAUCUGGGUUUUCUACACAGGACUCUAAUGUGAAUGCCAUCAAUAAUCAGUGGGAACAAGCAGCGGUGACUGGACAAGGUGCUACUGGAACACAUAACCAACUAGGUAGCACAGCUACAGGCCCCGAGAAAGAAUUUAUGAAUUUGUUAUUGAAAGGUAUGUUCGAUUACACGGUUCAAGAUGGACAAGGUGGAGGGUAUUCAGGUUCGACGAACUAUGGACCCAUCAAUGAUGAUUUACUGCAGUUCUUGUCAACACAAGGAUUUAACAGCUUAGAUUCAUAUCUACAAAAUGAGUUAAAUCAAGCUUUAGACAGUCCUGUUCCGCACACUUCCAACUCGGCUAGUUCCCAAUCCCAAGGUCCAAACAGAGGCACUGGUACCACGACGGGUAGUGUCAUGAAGACCCCGACCCACCCCCAAUCCAAUACACUUCCUCUAGACAUGGCAACAACACCUGGAUCUAAGCAAUUUCAACUACCCACGAGAUCUGCACUUUCCAUUGACGUACACAUUCCGCACACAGCAGGUUCUCCGCCGUCAAGUCAGCAAGGGGUAAACCCACAAACAUAUGGACCUCCUGGGCCUGCUGUCAAUGAUAACACGAGGCCAAAUUUGGCCAACGAAGCUAUUCAUCAUUCAAACAACGUGGUUUUUGAUGUAACGAUGGGGAUUCAGGACCAACGCAAACAACCGAAUGCUUUGAGGAGCCAAGAGGGAACGCUUACUAAAAGAAGCUCUACACAAACAGUUACUUCAGGGACUCUUGAUCCAACGGUUAAUUCAGGACAAAACACUGCGUCGCAUUUGUCUACAGUUGAUGCUGGAUUUGUAAGUAUGAGCGGCGGGGGUACUACACAAUCAAGACCGUCAGCUCACGGACAUUCUCACCAACAGCGAUUUAUGACCCUUGAUGGGAUAAAGACGUUGCAACGAGGGACGAGUAACACCCAGGCGGGUACAUCAGCAGGUGAGGGCCACGAUACAAAAGCAUCAGAACUACAGUCGAAUGUCAACACAGACGGAAUUUCUCACGGUUCAUCUCAGCAGGAUAGGUCAGCCACAACAGGAACAUCUUCCAUUUCUUUCAACUCCCAAGACGUUGGUGGAGCACGGAUUGAUCCGAAUCAACACUCCGGUGGAACUAAUGCAAUGGCAUCUGAAAUGAACACUAUUCCAAUAAAUGCAUACACCUCCCGGCCCCUAAUGGACACCAAUGCAGGAACAACGUUUUUCGACAGGACGUCUUUGAUAGCAUCAGUGGCUAAUAGAAUACCAUCCGAUAUAUUCACAGCCCAAAAGGAUGUUCAGCCAAGUCAUGGAGCUAGUCUAUUAACAGCGGCGAUGGCGGCGGCAGCGGCAGCAACAUAUGAGCGGACCAGCACAGGGGCACCUAAGUUUAAUCAGGGUUUGGACAGUGUCAGUUUUAAUGGACAACCUAUUUCCAAAGCUGCCCAUCAAAAGAUCGUGGGAGCACCGGAGUUCUAUCAACGGGAUUCGCGUUACCUUGAUGGUGACCAAGGAGAAUCAGAAGGACAGGAAAUGUCACAAAAUAUGGUGAAUAUAAACCCCUUGCUUCUCCAUUUCGGUGUCUCAAAAGAAAGACAGAUGUCUCCUCACGACAGCCAGCAGUUUCUUUCAAAUUCUGAGCGUUCAGCUGGUUUUUCGGAAUAUUCUCCGAUGACCUCAUUUCCACUCAUAUGAGGGACCUGGCCCUGUUUCAUCUAAAGGAAUUUAGUGUUGCUGCCCUGUUAAGGUGUGGGUUUCGUUCAUUAUCUGUCUCACGACUGUUUCAUCUGUGCUUCCCCGUUGAUACAUCGCAUUCACCCUGUUUAUGUCAAGAAAGUAUUUCAUGUUGCCUGAAGUAAAGUCAUGAUUGAUAA